Messenger RNA from Ilex paraguariensis (yerba mate), 1891 nucleotides. The record is from the annotation of a GenBank genome assembly. NCBI's taxonomy places the organism in Eukaryota, Viridiplantae, Streptophyta, Magnoliopsida, Aquifoliales, Aquifoliaceae.
AUGGGCUGCUGUGAAUCGAAACUUCAAGCCGAGACACACCCAGAAAAAGAUCAUCACCAGCACCGCCAGCAUAGUCCAAACCCACCUUUCAACCACCCACCACUCUCCCGUGGAGGCGAACCUGUAUCUGCCACCGGAGUCCCAUCCUUCUCGGAGUUUUCCUUUGCAGACCUCAAAGCUGCCACCAACAACUUCAGCUCUGAUUUCAUCGUCUCCGAAAGCGGCGAAAAAGCCCCCAAUCUUGUCUACAAGGGCCGUCUACAGAACCGUCGGUGGAUCGCCGUCAAGAAAUUCACUAAAUUGGCCUGGCCUGAUCCAAAACAAUUCGCGGAGGAGGCAUGGGGUGUUGGGAAGCUGCGGCAUCGAAGACUGGCUAAUUUGAUUGGGUAUUGUUGUGAUGGUGAUGAGAGAUUGCUUGUUGCUGAGUAUAUGCCCCAUGAUACCCUGGCCAAGCAUUUGUUUCACUGGGAGACUCAGACCAUUGAGUGGGCCAUGCGAUUAAGAGUAGCAUCUUAUAUAGCUGAAGCCUUAGACUAUUGUAGCACAGAAGGCCGUCCAUUGUACCAUGACCUGAAUGCUUAUAGGGUUCUCUUUGAUGAGGACGGUGACCCUCGACUUUCUUGUUUUGGUUUGAUGAAAAAUAGUAGGGAUGGGAAAAGUUAUAGCACAAAUCUUGCGUACACACCUCCAGAAUAUAUGAGAAAUGGACGUGUCACCCCUGAAAGUGUUGUAUAUAGCUUUGGAACUGUCCUUCUGGAUCUGCUAAGUGGAAAGCACAUCCCUCCAAGUCAUGCUCUGGAUAUGAUACGUGGCAAAAACAUCAUCUUGUUAAUGGACUCGCACUUGGAGGGGAAAUUUUCUACAGAAGAAGCAACAGUAGUUGUUGGUCUUGCAUCCCAAUGUUUGCAAUAUGAACCUAGAGAGCGGCCUAAUACAAAGGACAUUGUUGCAACUCUUGCACCACUACAAGCCAAAUCUGAUGUUCCAUCUUAUGUCAUGCUUGGAAUUUCAAAGCAUGAGGAAGCCCCACCAACGCCACAGCGGCCUCUUUCACCAUUGGGUGAGGCCUGCUCGCGGAUGGACCUCACAGCAAUUCAUCUGAUCUUGGUGACGACACACUACCGGGAUGAUGAAGGAACCAACGAGUUAUCUUUCCAAGAAUGGACACAACAGAUGAGAGAUAUGCUGGAGGCAAGGAAGCGUGGGGAUUGUGCAUUCCGUGAUAAGGAUUUUAUGACUGCUAUUGAUUGUUAUUCUCAGUUUAUAAAUGUUGGAACAAUGGUUUCCCCAACUGUUUAUGCACGGCGCAGUUUAUGCUAUCUCCUAUGUGAUCAACCUGAUGCUGCCCUUCGAGAUGCUAUGCAAGCACAAAUCGUAAAUCCAGACUGGCCAACAGCUUUCUACAUGCAGUCAGUUGCUCUUGCCAAGUUAGACAUGCACCAGGAUGCUGCUGACAUGUUGAAUGAGGCUACUGGACUAGAAGAGAAGAAGCAAAAAGGAGGAGGGAGAGGAUCAUAGAAUGAGUCCUGAAUAAAUCCAUUCACCCGUACCAUUUGUUACUUGAAGCCUCCUCUGACUUUGUGCAAUCUGAAUAGGGAAUUAAAUUUGUCUCCACAAUUUUCAAAUGUAUGAUAAAGAGAAAUUUUAGUUGUUGCAUAAAAGCAGGCUUAUUUCCUCUCCAUUUGAAGUAUCAGCCUCCAUCGGUCUAUAUCAGACAUGGAACCCACACUGCAAAAUGUUGGCGCUGAGAAGCUAUAAGAAGGCGGCCAUAUAUGUUAAUGUUAAUUAAUUAUAAACUUAGAUGUUGUUUGUAUGAUUUUUUUGGACACACUAUCAUUUGGUUACCUGAUGUAUGGUAUGGUAUGGUAUGUAGGACUCUUAAAAGUGGUGG